Molecule: messenger RNA, 1519 nt
Organism: Paramuricea clavata
Lineage: Eukaryota; Metazoa; Cnidaria; Anthozoa; Malacalcyonacea; Plexauridae
Source: the annotation of a GenBank genome assembly
AUGGAACUACAGAAUGUCUGGACGAUGUACAAAGGACGUCGAGCCGCCCAGAAAGGAAUUUCUAAGGACAUUUGGUUACUGCGAAUGGAAAUGACGUUUCUUGUUGAUAAUCUACAGUACUACUUGCAGGUAUGUGUGUACAUCUAACCCAUAAAUCUUGUAGCAAGUCUGCCAACAAGUUGUGUUCGCACUGCUUGUCCCAAGUUGUCAACAAGUAUAGAACAAGCUGUUAACAACUUAUAACAACCUUGUUGAUAUGUUUGUGAUGUUACUCUGAGUGCAUAUCCACACCGGGCGAGCAUGAAAAAUAUGCCCGGCCACGGUGGGAUUCGAACCUACGACCUUUGGAAUACUAGCCCAAUGCUCUUCCAACUGAGCUACGCGGUCAGGACGGUUCGAGUAAGUGAUAUUUCGGAACAAUAUCUAGUUCCUUCAAUACCAAUGUGUUCUUGUAAUAUGAAUUUUUUUCUGUGCUGGUGUUGUGUACUCAGGUGAAUAAUAUGUUUGUGAUGUUACUCUGAGUGCAUAUCCGAACCGUCCUGACCGCGUAGCUCAGUUGGAAGAGCAUUGGGCUAGUAUUCCAAAGGUCGUAGGUUCGAAUCCCACCGUGGCCGGGCAUAUUUUUCAUGCUCGCCCGGUGUGGAUAUGCACUCAGAGUAACAUCACAAACAUAUUAUUCACCUGAGUACACAACACCAGCACAGAAAAAAAAAACCUUGUUGAUGUUAUCAGACUUGUCGUAAGUCCGAUACAGUCAUGAUAUAACAAUAUUGUUACAAGCUUGUAUCGUCAACCUUGUAACAUUCUUGUUAUAUUAUGACUGUAUCAGACUUGUUGGAACAACCUUGAAAAACGUCUGAUAAUGCCAUCAAGCUUGCUACAAGUUGUUAACAGCUUGUUCCAAACUUGUUACAACAACUAGGAACACGUAGUGCGAUCACAACUUGUCGACAGCUGGUGAACAUAUUUGUAACAACUUGUUUGCAGACCUGUAACAACUUGUGCGUUUUUACGUGUGUAACCCAUUGCCUUUUUUCACUACUGUAACAAGGUGGGCAAUUGCCCCCUUCUAGAAAAAUAGCCUCAACCUUUGGUCUCAACUACCCAGAGUGCAGAAAAUAACGUUCGUGUGACCCCAGAUUUUUCUAGGCGGACUACCCAAUCAAAACAUAAAAUCACAUGUGCAAAAUCAAUCUGAUUUUCUGUCAUCGAAACUUAAAGUCAUAGGACCGGAUAACCAAUAGGACCAAAUGACCAUGACUGGAUCUCUAGGGGGAACUCCUGAUACUGAGAUUAAAGGAGAACAGUUUAGAACUGAUAGAGCUGUCCAGUAUGGAUAAUUGUUAGCUUAGUUUCAUCUCCCAUUAUGCACGUGUUUAUUUAGGUUGAUGUUUUGGAGACGCAGUAUUCAAUCUUGUUGGAGAAAAUCAACAGCACAAGAGACUUCGAGACAUUACGGCUGGCUCAUGAUCAGUUUAUCACAACACUGCAUGCUCAGUCUUUCCUACUUAUGAGACAG